GGUAGAUGAGGAGGAAAGAGUAAGAGCAGAACUGGUAGUGUAUGUGGAUUACUAGACAACACGUGUGGAGCUGUUGGGAUUAGGAGGCAAGUGGCGGAUAUCAGCUUGUGGGAAAGCAUAUGGAUACACCUGUAUGUUUCCCUAUGAGAUGCAGAUACUCCAGCAGCUGGCUGUUCUGGGUAACAACAACUUUCUUUACUUUGUGGUAUGCUGCAGUCUAGCAACAGGCCAGAUCUCCUCACGUUAUUUCUUCAUCCAAGAACCCAUGCCCUGGGCCAAAGGUCGUGAGUACUGUCAGAGCCACUUUGUGGACCUAGCUGUUUUGAGCACAGAGAAGGAAUACUUUGCUCUCCUCAGUGCCAUCCCCGCAAACAAUGCCAGCUUUUGGCUUGGUCUCCAUAAGGAGAGCAGUGGCUGGAAGUGGACCAAUGGGGAACAACUGAGACUCACUCACUGGUACAACUAUAACCAAGAGGGCCACUGUGUAAGCUUGGAGGCCAUGUUUGAAGAAGAUGACAAGCUAUUGGCUCGUUCUUGUAAUGAGCAGCACAGGGUUGCUUGUCAGGGGCCCGUUUCCCCUCAGUCAGUGGCCGUGUACUUUGUGAACAUCGAUCACUUGAAUCUAAGCUGGAACAUCUCUGCACUUAUGCAGACGACUUCUCACUAUUACAAUGUGACAAUAUGUAGCUUCAUUUGUGAGACGCUGUCCUACCCCUGCACCAACGGCUCCUCCCUUAUGAGCAUCAGCAUCUCCAACUUAAGUGCAGCCACAGAGUACUUCAUAUACGUUUCUGCUGUUGUUAUUCGUAUUGAGCAUGGGACCAGCAGAAAAUGGAUUCUUCAAGAUGAUCCUACCAUGUUAAAAGCUAAAACAGCGACAUCUAAUAAGACUCACAAAAUCCUUUUCAUCGUUUUGGAUUUAUUCAGUCUGGUUUUAUUGGUCUCUUCAUUUUGGUAUAUUUAUAUUGUUGCGAAAAAAGACAAAUCCACAGAGAGGGUCGGAGACAGAUCGUCAGCAGAUUCAACAAUCGUUGUACUGUUACCACACAGAAUUGGGUUAGAAAAACUGGAAAAUUUCAUAUUUUAGAGACCAAGAAAAAAGUUUUAUUUUGACCCUAAGGAGACAUUAAAUUGUUUUUAGUUCAAGCUGUGAAAAGUUUCAAGAUGCUAGUUUUGUGUUGCAUUGUUGUGUACAUUGCAUAAAUGCACAUUAAUGAAGUUCAGUUUUAUAUUUAUAUAAUCCGUUUAGUUCACAGGCACUUACGUUUAAUAGACUGGCUGUCGGUCAAACUCUGUGCAUGAACAGAUAAGCUACGCAUCAGCUCAGAUCAUACAUCUGAGGUUUCCUUACAUAAACCCUCUGGGCUCAUUAUUUCUUGAGAAAGACGGCUGUGAUCUCACAAUCAAAUUCUCCAUCUGUGUGUCUCUAUUAAGAAGCAAGAACUCAAAGUCUCUACAGACAGGCCAUCUUGUGGAAGAGAGGAGAUCUUGUAUUCAUGAGAAUGUCUUGGAACGACCCACUGCCACUACUCUUUUGCAACAGAUAAACUCAAAUUUACUAAUGAAUUUCAGUUAAACAUACUAAAUGUGUCAUGAUUUAGGUGACAGAUGAGUAUUAGCAGUAUGAUUAAAGUUUUGUGAUCAUACCACAGUGAAUAUGCCGUUGCAGAAUGUUAAAUGACUCCAGAGUUGGUUCGUGUAAUAUUGUUAUGAUGUUAUGUUUAAAUAGUUAAAAUUUGUGUA
Molecule: messenger RNA, 1743 nt
Organism: Xiphophorus maculatus (southern platyfish)
Lineage: Eukaryota; Metazoa; Chordata; Actinopteri; Cyprinodontiformes; Poeciliidae
Product: granzyme A-like
Exons: 5
Coding region: 134-1087 (317 amino acids)
Biological process (GO): proteolysis
Molecular function (GO): protein binding; serine-type endopeptidase activity
Source: RefSeq, a predicted model, not a curated record